Messenger RNA from Penaeus chinensis, 3834 nucleotides. RefSeq names its product GPI transamidase component PIG-S-like (gene PIG-S). The record is from RefSeq and is a predicted model, not a curated record. The coding region runs from base 322 to 1932 and encodes 536 amino acids. NCBI's taxonomy places the organism in Eukaryota, Metazoa, Arthropoda, Malacostraca, Decapoda, Penaeidae. The transcript has 11 exons. Gene Ontology annotation, biological process: attachment of GPI anchor to protein. Gene Ontology annotation, cellular component: GPI-anchor transamidase complex.
UGUAUGUUCGUAGUUCCUGCACUACUGUAAACAAUUCAAUGAUUGAGUAGAAUAUGUAAUAACAAUAAGCUUUCGGACUGGAAACCUUUGUACUGUAAACAGUCAACACUAGUUCUUGCCAAUUUUAGUGAAGUGAAAGCUUAUGGACUCGACUUUUGAAGUAAAUCCAGCCAAUAUGCCUGAUAAUAACAGUGUAAUGAAUAACGAUCAUCAGUAAAACAGCAGACGAAGAGACAGCGAAGAUUACUCAUACUCCAAACGAAGAAACCGGAAGACCAGUCACGGAACCCCUAAACCACAUCAGAAACGCAAGGUUUCAUUAUGAAGAAACAGGAGAAAGAUAAGGACCAGAGCCCAGAAGGAGCUUGGGCAGCAGCAGGCUUUGCUGUUGUUCUUGUUGUUGUUGGUCUACCAGUUUGGUGGUACACAACUACAGUUUAUCGUGCUCAUCUGCCAUAUUCAACUAUUGAGGAAUUGUCAGGUCAACUCAGAUACCAUGCUGUGGGGCUGACUCUGAUUGGUGUGCCUUCACCUUCUUUCUCAGCCAACCUGGAAAAACAUGUGCGCCACUUCCGAUCAGUGAAGUUCCACAUGUCCCUGAGAAGAACCAGGAAAGAUGAGAUGGAGGUCAUGCGUGCUGCUACUUCCUUGGAAGAGUUGGACACAAAGUUGUCAAGAAUAACCCGGGCUGCACCAGGCACUUUAGCUGUGUUUGUGAUUCCAGAUGAUAGAUUUUUUGAGGAUGCUGGUGUUAGUAUUGUUGUAGGCAGACAUCGCUUGGUACUUGUGAAGAUAGAUAUAGACAUGUUUUUGUUGGCCAAAGUGCUGAAGAGUAUGACUAUGGAUCCCCUGGCUAAUAUAAGGGUUGAAGAGGCCAAGAUACUUCAAGAGUUGCGAGGUUUACACAAACGGGAAGCAAUGAGACAGGUCCCAACUGAACCAGGCUAUGAUGUAACUCUGACAUUGAUGGUUCCAGAGCCACAUAUCACAAGACCAGAGUGGAAUGCUAAGAAAGCUGUAGAUGACUAUUUGAAACCGGUUGCUGACCAGAUAGAGAGUGUGGCUAAACUGAGUAUCAAAUCUCAGGUGUUGUACAUGACAGGACUAAAUGUAUCACCACAGUGGUCAGAAUCAUUCAUGCAUUAUGCCUUACCACAAGAUCAGCUGCCUCUCACCAUAAAUGCUAUUGAAGCUAAACUCGGAUCUUUUGUAUGGACACGACCAUCUUUACAUUUCAUAAUAUACAUUCCACGGGAGAAAGAAACACCGCUACAUAUUCAUACAGCAGAUGACCUGCCUCUUGAGACAAACAGUUUUCUUGUUCCAAGAUGGGGUGGUGUGAUGAUUCACAAUGUUCAAGGUCCAAAAAUUAAUAGUACUUAUCCACGGGAAGUUUCCUUGGACUCACACUGGAUCAUGAAGACAGUGCUCACUCAUCUGCAUAGGUUAUUGCCUGUACCAAAUGUGAAAGAAGACAAAGAAGUGUUGUUACUUCCUUCGCGGGACUCAACUAGAUUAACUGAAUGGCAGCUUGAUGGCUUAGCCCGGGCUCGUGUGUCUGCAUAUUUGUCCAACAUCAAGAUUACAUUACAGUCCCUGUGUGAAUUGGUUGGUGAGAUCAGCAACAUGGUAAUCAGUGAUGAAGUUGGAGGAUGGGUGUGGGGUGCAGUGGAAGAGUGGAGGGAAUGUAGCAGUGCAGCAAGAGAAGGCAGGCUGCAAGAGGCAACUUUUUACUGUGGUCGAUCCUUCACCCAGGCUGAUGCUGCCUUCUUCCACCCAUCCUUGUUAGCACUUCUGUAUUUUCCGGAUAACCAAAAGUAUGCCAUCUAUGUUCCACUGUUUCUGCCAGUGAGCAUCCCUGUCAUCUUGUCCUUCAAAAUGCUCCUCGGGCUGUACAAAGGGUCUGUAGCCUUGAAAGUAAAAGAAGAUUAAGAGUUUUGUAAUUCAUUCAAUAUGCAACUAGAGAAAUAAUGUUUGUUUUUUGGUUCAAAGCACUGAGUUCACCAGUGCCAUGUCUACUGCAAUGCAUAUGAUAACAUCAUUGAAGAUAUGAUUGUAUGUACAAAUUAAGAGUUUUACUGUUCUAAGUAGAUAUAUUUAUGUUUAAUGUGUUACUGAUUCUUAUUAUAACUAUUUUCUUAUGUAUAUAUGGACAGAAAUCAUAUUUCUUCAACUUUUUUAUGUCAACAUUGUAAUUUCAAAAUGUCACUGGCAAUGAAUCUGAACAUAUAGUGUGAUAUAUGUUCCAGGGCAUUCCAACAUAUGGCUCGAGAUAUAGCACUUUCAGAGUUUCAGAGAUUAUUUUUCCUAGGUCUUACCUGGUAUGAGAUGUAGACAACAACUCUAUAACAUAUUUAGAGAUAAGUUUAGAUGAGGACUAAUGAGUUCCCCACAUCAAGUCAUUGAUUGCACAUUUGAAAGAACUAGUUGAAAAUUGUGAAUUAUGAGGCCUUGCUAUCCCUGGAAGGCAGACAACAAUAAAAUGCAGAAUGCAUUCCUAUUGUAUGGGAAAGAAGGAAUACCUCUCACGUCCUUUUAUUAAAGUAAUCAGUCUUUCCUAUAAUAUAUGGGCCAAGUAGUCAGAUAAUAACUAUGUAUAACCACUGCUUUCAAUAUUGCCCUUUGCAGCAUAUUAACUUGUAGGGUAAAUGAUGGUUUUGGAAGUGAAACAGAUUGCAAGUCCGUUAUAAACAGGCAAACUUAUUGAGCAGUACAGAAAUGGUGGUGAUUGUGUUGCAUCCAUAUUUUUUUUAAUCGCUUAGCAGUAGCAGAUCAGUGGAUUUAUUUUUCUUUUUUUUUUUUUUUUUUUUUUUUUUUUUUUUUUUUUUUUUUUUUUUUUUGAGAAUGAAUGACAUAACAAAAACAUUUUGAGUAUUUUAUGAAACCAUAAAAGAAGAAAAAAUUAUAUCAAGAGAAAAAUACAGAAUUAUACAUUGAUCACUGACUGUUGUACCAGAUGGCUGCCUUCCUUCUUGGUUUUCCAUUAACCCCUUACUGACGGGUUAAGAAAUUUUUUUAAAAAUCUACGCUCUGGUGAUUAAUGGCAAUAAGCCGACUUUGAGCGCGGGAGUUUGCUACAUCAACCCGAACCCCCAACUUGUAUCACUUUAGCGCGUCACUACGGCAUACAGCCACACCAUAGAUCGAGUGGUUUGUUAUGAAGCCACCCCGUGUGGCUCGUCAGUAUGGGGUUAAACCACAGGGAGACCAGAUUAAUUCAGUGACAUCACACCCACUCAAGAACUACAUCAAGACCUAUGUCAGCAAGCGAUUAUUUCAUUCCAAGGUGGUUGCAUUUCUAGAAUUUAGUCUUACAAAAGACAAAAGUUUUGAAUUACAUAUAGCCCAACCCACAUAAUUUUUAAAUCAGAAUGUGGCAAGCCUUCAAAAGAUUACUGUGUUAUGAUAAGAAUAUGCUUAACGGUACAGAUGUAUGCUUGAUUAAGGCAUAACCCUAAGGUUGAAAUGGGUAAGAUUUAAUAGAGGUCUAGUCUCUUUUGGUGAAGAAAGGUGUGUUAGGAAAGUGAAAAUGCAUAAUGAGUAGCAUAGUAAUUCCAUUUCUGUUUUAUGGAAGUGGAAUUUAUUGUGAAAAUGUUUACUCAAUGUAAUUUGUAUCUUUACAUCCUGAACAGUUUCAUAAACAGUAUCACUUAUAGUCAGUGUAAUAAUGUUUAUAUUGUUAAGAAUGAUUGUGUGCAUGUGCAUGUCAUUCUGUCUUUGAACAGACUGAUUAGGGCUAAUAAACUUGUGUAGUAGCAUAUUUAUGUAUAGAUGUACACAUUUUCAUUUGGAAAUAGUCAGUGUAUGUAUGGAAAUAAUAAAAAAAAUCAAAUA